AUGGGGAGUGUCCUUGGGGAGGGACUCUAUUUUGUGCUGAUUCUGGUAGUAGUGUCUGUGACAGUGAGCCCUGUGGAUGCUCAACCAAAGUCUAUUCUCUUAAAUUGCGGUUCAAGUUCUUCCGUCAAUGUGGAUGGUAGAAAAUGGGUGGGGGACUUGGCCACUGAUAACAAUGUCACCCUAAGCACCCCCAGUGUUGUUGCUAACACUUCUACAUUAAGUGGCAGUUCAAUCUAUGACCCUCUCUAUAAAACAGCCAGAAUUUUCACUGUUCCUUUGAAUUACACAAUAAAAAAUGUUCAGGGAAAUUACUUCGUUAGGUUCCAUUUCUGCCCCUUUGUGAUUGACGGCUUCAAUGUAAAUGAGUCCUUAUUUGGUGUUGUGGUCAAUGGUGUUAAACUGUUAUCAGAGUUUGAUGUUCCUCGUAAGAUAUCCCACAAGAAUAUUAACUUGCUGAAUUCUGGAAGAAAUGCUAGUUCAUUCUUCUUGGUCAAAGAAUAUAUUCAGGCUGUGAAUGGGGAUAUGCUUGUGAUUGAGUUUCUCCCAACCAGAAGCUCCUUUGGCUUCAUCAAUGCCAUUGAGAUUGUCCCAGUUGUGGGUGAAGUUUUUGCUGGCUCAAUUAGUAGCGUUGGUGGAGGAAGUGCUGGAAACUUGAAUUUGCCCGGACAUGGGAUGGAGACUAUGUAUAGGUUGAAUGUUGGUGGUCCUGAGAUUCAGUCCAAUCAGGAUCGUGAUCUCUGGAGAACUUGGGAAGUGGAUUCUGGAUAUAUGAUCAUAGAAAAUGCUGGGUCUGGAAUUAACAACAGUUCUAACAUUACCUAUUCUUCCAUGAAUGACACUUCGGUGGCUCCUCUCCUUGUGUACGAAACUGCCAGGACAAUGUCCAACUCUGAAGUCUUGGACAAAAGGUUCAACAUGUCGUGGAAAUUUGUUGUAGAUCCUGACUUUGAUUACUUGAUCCGUUUGCAUUUCUGUGAGCUGGUUUAUAACAGGGCAAAUGAGAGAAUAUUUAGGAUCUACAUAAAUAAUAGGACAGCUGCGGACAAUGUUGAUGUGUUUGUGCGUGCAGGAGGGAUGAAUAAAGCAUAUCACCUGGACUAUUUUGAUCCUGUGUCAUCAAAGAUUGACACGGUUUGGGUUCAACUCGGUCCUGACACAGCUGCUGGUGCUGCAGGAACUGAUGCUCUCUUGAAUGGUCUGGAGGUCUUCAAGCUUAAUCGAAAUGGAAAUCUUGCCUAUGUUGAGAGGUUUGACAUAGGUGGUAAUUCAGGAAGCAAAUCAAAAGCGAGAGCUGUUUGGGUGGGAGUUGGAGUAGGUGUAGCAAUUAUAGUUGCAAUUAUAGUUGUUCUAGUAUUCUGUUUCUGUAAAAGCAGGAGGAAGGAAUCAGGUGAUACCAAAAACAACCCUCAGGGUUGGAGACCAUUGUUCCUCUAUGGAGGGGCUCCUGUUAACAACUCUUCGGGUGGGAAGGGAUCAGCAGGAACUCAAAAGCCAUACGGAUCUGUGGCCUCAAUCAGAGUUGGCAAGAGGUUUACAUUGGCAGAAAUCAGUGCUGCAACAAACAACUUUGAUGAGAGUUUGGUAAUUGGAGUUGGAGGCUUUGGUAAGGUGUACAAGGGGGAGAUUGAAGACGGUGUUCUGGCUGCAAUUAAGCGCGCCAACCCCCAGUCUGAGCAAGGCCUGGCUGAAUUUGAGACUGAAAUUGAGAUGCUGUCCAAACUUAGACACAGACAUCUGGUGUCCUUAAUUGGUUUCUGCGAAGAGAAGAAUGAAAUGAUCUUGGUUUAUGAGUACAUGGCCAAUGGAACUCUCAGAAGCCACCUAUUUGGGAGUGGUCUCCCUCCCUUACCCUGGAAGCAGCGCUUAGAAGUGUGCAUUGGUGCUGCAAGGGGACUGCACUACCUUCACACAGGUGCCGACCGUGGAAUCAUUCACAGGGACGUCAAGACAACCAAUAUUCUGCUAGAUGAGAACUUUGUAGCCAAAAUGUCUGAUUUUGGAUUGUCAAAAGAUGGUCCAGCUUUUGAACACACCCAUGUUAGCACAGCUGUGAAAGGAAGUUUUGGCUAUCUUGACCCUGAGUACUUCAGAAGGCAGCAAUUGACUGAGAAAUCAGAUGUAUACUCCUUUGGAGUUGUGUUGUUUGAAGUUGUUUGUGCUAGAGCUGUGAUAAACCCCACCUUGCCAAAAGAUCAGAUCAAUCUUGCAGAAUGGGCAAUGAGAUGGCAAAGGCAAAGAUCACUUGAAACCAUCAUUGACCCUCAUCUAAGAGGCAACUAUUGUCCUGAAUCAUUGGCCAAGUUUGGAGAGAUAGCAGAAAAAUGUCUUGCUGAUGAUGGAAAGAGCCGUCCCACCAUGGGGGAAGUGUUGUGGCAUUUGGAGUAUGUCUUGCAACUACAUGAAGCUUGGCUCAACAUGGAUACCACAGAAACUUCCUUCUCUAGUUGUAGUCAUGCUUUGGGAGGUUCAAAAGAUGGAGGACUAGAAAUGGUACAUGAGUCUUCGAGUCAAGAUGAAGUUGGUUUUGAUAAAAACACACAGCUGAAUCUGAUUGAGGCCACGCAAGAGAAUGAAUCAGAGAAGUGA
Sphenostylis stenocarpa is the source of this 2586-nucleotide messenger RNA. The record is from the annotation of a GenBank genome assembly. Lineage: Eukaryota; Viridiplantae; Streptophyta; Magnoliopsida; Fabales; Fabaceae.